AAGAGCUCCAUGCGCAAAAUUCGCUAAAAUAAGAUUUCUGCUAACAUAUGUAUGUGUACGGUAUUUGUAUUGUAAAUGGUUUUCUUUUUCUCUAUUUUCAUCAAUUUAUUAUCCAUGAAUCAUGGCAUGAAUCCGAAACAAACUAUUUAAAUCAUUUCGUUGUAGGUAUAACAACCAUGUCUCCCUUCAGCUUACUGAUUCUCUUCGUCGGACUUGUCACAGCAAACAAAGUUGAAAAGAAGCACAGUCGUUCCAAACGCGAUUUAAGUGAUCUCUGUGGAAUGUUGAGGACCCAGACUUGGUUGCCAUGUCAUCGUCUGGUAUCUUACGGCAAUUACUGCGGGCCUUUUAGAAAUCGAGGACCAGUUGUUGACAGUAUAGAUAGAUGUUGUUUUCAUCACGACACUUGCACCGAAAGCACCAGAAUGGCAUGUGGCAACCCAUUACUCGGGGUGAUACUGGGAUCGUACCGAUGGGUGUAUACACGAGUGGAUGGCAGAAUCCAUUGUACUGCAAACAACGGCCAUUGUGCAGGUUCUCAGUGCACAUGUGACAGCCAGUUUGCCAUGUGCCUAGGUGCUGUAACUCGAACAGGAACAAUGAACACACCAAGACCCAUGCCUCGUCCAAACCCAAUGACACCUGCGCCUGCACCCGCACUUACGCCCGCACCUACGCCUGCGCCGGCACCUGCACCUGCACCUAUGAUACCUUUGACAGAUGAACAAAUUACUGCUGCAAUACGUGGUAGAUUGCCUGGAAAUGGAUUAUUGCCUGGAAAUGGAUUAUUGCCUGGAAAUGGUAGAUUGCCUGGAAAUGGUAGAUUGCCUGGAAAUGGAUUAUUACCUGGAAAUGGAUUAUUACCUGGAAAUGGUAUAAUGCCUGGGAACGGUAUAAUGCCUGGGAACGGUGGAUUUCUUGGAGGAUUACUUUCAAGAUAAAAUCCUUGGGUUGUGUGUAUAGCUGUGAAAUGAAAUGAAGACGAAAUAGCACUAUGACGUUUGCCUCCAAAUCUCUAUCAAAUUAAAGUACCAGAGGAAAAAGUAAAUGGUAAAUGUUUAUACACAUUUGUUUUAUUUUAAUUCAAUUCAAACUGAAAUUAAUUAUUUUUUACAGACAGUGCACUUCAUUAUAUGGAACAGCUAUUAAGAUGGUACACACGAGAUGUACAAAAUAUCAUGUAUAUGUCGUCAUAAUGGUCACGCCAUAUUAAGUAUCUAAAAUCACACCUGUUUCUAGUUUGUGUAAAGAGAAUCACAGAUUAUCGUAAUGUACGUAUUUUGUUUACGUUUUUCCUGUUGUGCGCUAAAUAUGUUUAACAUUGGUUGUAAUAUUUUUCUUCGUGCUUGAGCGUCCAGUAAUUUGAUUAUUUGUUUUUCCACAUUUAGAUAAUUGCGACAUGUAUAUCUAUCAAAAACUUUUGAUUAUAUCUUGUUUUACAACGAUAUGUUAAUAGUAAAAUUGUAAAUAUAUAUUAUUUAUUGCUAUUUAGUGAAAUUUGUGGUGUACCUAAUUUAUGUCGUAAAAGAGCCGUUCAUGUUGUAGGCCUUACCUUUAUUACAUAUGUAUCAAAAAUUUGAAUCUGAAAAAUAUUAAUAAUAAACAUUCGGUAAUCCAA
Molecule: messenger RNA, 1618 nt
Organism: Pecten maximus
Lineage: Eukaryota; Metazoa; Mollusca; Bivalvia; Pectinida; Pectinidae
Exons: 5
Coding region: 48-941 (297 amino acids)
Biological process (GO): phospholipid metabolic process; lipid catabolic process; arachidonate secretion
Molecular function (GO): A2-type glycerophospholipase activity; calcium ion binding
Source: RefSeq, a predicted model, not a curated record